GUUCUGAAAACUGAUUUAUUUCCUUCCAUCCCCUUCAGGACAGAUGGGCGAGAGCUGACGCAACUGCAUCACCACACAAGGUCUCGCUCGCCGGGCUGGAGAUAACUGAUGUGAUGUUGGAGAACGACAGCUUGGCGACCCCCUGUCCUCGUCUUACACCAUGCCUGCUCAUGUUCAAUGACACCUUUCUCAAUGAGACGCUGUUCAACUCCACCAAUGCCACUGUCCCAGAUGUUUCUUCAGGGCCCAGCAUAGCGGGGGUCCUCAUUCCACUCAUAUAUAUCAUUGUUUGCAUCGUUGGCCUCACUGGAAACACAUUAGUCAUCCACAUUGUGCUCCACUACUCAAAGACAGAGUCUGUGACCAACAUCUACAUUCUCAACCUGGCCAUUGCGGAUGAGCUAUUCAUGCUGGGCUUGCCUUUCCUGGCGGUCCACAACACCCUGCAUUCAUGGCCUUUUGGCCCUUUUAUGUGCCGUUUGGUCAUGACUGUUGACUCCAUCAAUCAGUUCACCAGCAUUUUCUGCCUGACUGUAAUGAGUAUUGACCGCUACUUAGCUGUGGUCCAUCCAAUUCGCUCCUCUAAAUGGAGACGCCCUCAGGUGGCCAAAAUUGUGAAUGGCACAGUGUGGGCGCUUUCAUUUCUAGUUGUUUUGCCUGUGGGUAUAUUUGCCAAUAUCGAGAAAGAAGGAGGCACCUGCAACAUCUCCUGGCCUGAGCCGGUAAAAAUCUGGGGAGCGGCCUUUAUCAUCUAUACCUCCACGGUUGGAUUCUUCUGCCCUCUUCUUAUCAUCUGCCUCUGUUACCUGCUCAUUGUUAAGAUUCGCAGCUCAGGUCGAAAAGUACAUGCUACUUCAACCAGAAGAGGGCGCUCUGAACGCAAAGUGACGCGCAUGGUUGUAAUUGUUGUGGCUGUUUUUGCUUUCUGCUGGUUGCCUUUCUACGCCCUCAACAUCAUCAACCUGCUGGUGUUGCUGCCUCCACAAUACCAAGGCCUUUACUCAUUUGUUGUCGUACUCGGCUAUGCAAACAGCUGUGCCAACCCCAUCGUCUAUGGCUUCUUGUCAGACAACUUCAAGCGGGGUUUCCGAAAAGCCCUCUGCCGCUCUACACGUAAGGUGGAGAACCAUGUGCCCACGCACCACCAGCAGCAGCAGGAGGAGGAGGGGAGGAGGGCACUCAUGCCCCGUGAGAGCCUGAGACGAGGAAUUCAAGAUGAAGCGGAGGAUGAAGAAGAAGACGUGUCAGGAAUGACUGAAAUCUACAAAAUCGCCCAAAAUGGCAACAGUAGCUUUCAGCAAGAAAGUUCCCAGGCCAUUUCAUCGGCUAAAGGAGCAAAUCCAGGAGCAACAGCUAUGUUGUCCCCGGACAAAGUUCGGGACAUCAAAGGGAAAGACUUGGUCAGCACGUCCACGCUGGCUGUACCACUACUUCUCAAUGGAGCCAACAAUGGCAGCGUGAAGACCCUGUCAGACGAAGCCUUGGAAGAGAACGCCUCACUGGAGAUAAGUUACUUAUAGUGUAAAACACAGAGUUAACCAGACGUGAACUCUGAAGGAGGUGCACUGACCUUCAGCCAGAUGCUGCAAGAGCCCAUCAGAAAAAAAAAA
Molecule: messenger RNA, 1610 nt
Organism: Thalassophryne amazonica
Lineage: Eukaryota; Metazoa; Chordata; Actinopteri; Batrachoidiformes; Batrachoididae
Gene: sstr3a
Product: somatostatin receptor 3
Biological process (GO): neuropeptide signaling pathway
Cellular component (GO): neuron projection; membrane
Molecular function (GO): neuropeptide binding; somatostatin receptor activity
Source: RefSeq, a predicted model, not a curated record